AUGGGGAAGAGGGGAAAAGGAACUAACCGCCCAACGUUCCCUCUGCAUCCUUCUCCUCCCUCACCCUCCUCCGCCUCUCCUCAAUCACUCAUUCAACCACUCCCUAACCCUUUCCCAUCCCAUCCUCGACUCUUCUUCUACACUUUCCUUUUCCUCAUCAUACGCCACCUGGACACACUCCAGUGCAUGCCUCUCCUCCAACUCGACCUGCGCGAGUACCGCUGAUCUUUCUAGUGUAUUGAGAGGGGGAACAAGCGGGGUUUGUAGAGGGCGUGCAGGUCGGGUGGAGAGUUAAAUGGAGGCACU
Molecule: messenger RNA, 306 nt
Organism: Laccaria bicolor S238N-H82
Lineage: Eukaryota; Fungi; Basidiomycota; Agaricomycetes; Agaricales; Hydnangiaceae
Exons: 1
Coding region: 1-225 (74 amino acids)
Source: RefSeq, a predicted model, not a curated record